This is a messenger RNA of Monopterus albus (swamp eel), 1825 nucleotides long. RefSeq names its product ZPR1 zinc finger (gene zpr1). Gene Ontology annotation, molecular function: zinc ion binding. The record is from RefSeq and is a predicted model, not a curated record. Gene Ontology annotation, cellular component: nucleus. The transcript has a single exon. NCBI's taxonomy places the organism in Eukaryota, Metazoa, Chordata, Actinopteri, Synbranchiformes, Synbranchidae. The coding region runs from base 232 to 1563 and encodes 443 amino acids.
UUGCAGCAGUUGGCGGUGCAGUACUGCCGCAGCCCUGAGGGGACAGCAGUGACGUCCAGGACACUGCUGCCGUCGAAGAAGAAAAUGCGGAAGAGGUUAUGAAACACGAUGAGCUCAGUCGUCGAAGCGUGGUUUAUCAUCUAGAAAGUUCCAGCUGAAGACAACACAGAACGAGUAGAGACAGUGCGUUUAACAGUUUGUGUUUUUAGCGAAACGUAUUCGGGCUCCGAAAUGUCUGCCAUUACCCAGGAGAAUGUGCGCGGCGGGAGUGUUUUCAAGGAUAUCAGCGCCGAUGACGAAGACGUGCAGCCGACGGAGAUCGAGAGCCUGUGUAUGAACUGCUACCAGAACGGUACGACCCGUUUGCUUCUGACCAGGAUACCGUUCUUUAAAGAAAUAAUAGUCAGCUCUUUCAGCUGUGGAAACUGCGGCUUCUCCAACACUGAAAUUCAGUCUGCAGGCCGGAUACAGGACCAAGGCGUUUGUUAUACGCUGAAAGUCAAAAGGAAACAGGAUUUAGACCGGGAGGUCGUGAAAGCAGAGAGUGCAACCACCCGGAUCCCCGAGCUGGAUUUUGAAAUCCCACCCUUCACCCAGAAAGGCUCACUUUCUACUGUUGAGGGACUUUUAGACCGAGCAGUUUCAGGGUUGGAGCAAGACCAACCCGUCAGACGAGCGAAUGACCCUAAGGUUGCUGAGAUGAUAGAUGACUUCAUCCAGAAGCUGAGGAAGCUAAAAGAUGUUGAAAAUGAAUUCACUCUGGUGAUAGAGGAUCCGUCAGGCAACAGUUAUGUAGAGAAUCCAGUUGCCCCUCAGAAGGAUGAGAAUCUCACUAUCUCCCACUUCAAGCGGACAGCCCAGCAGGACGUGCAGCUGGGAAUCAGACCUGAUGAUGACCAGGAUGAGGAGCCAGCAGGCAGUGACCUGCAGACCAUGAGAAAUGAAGUGCUGGUCUUCAACACCAACUGCCCAGAAUGCAAUGCGCCAGCUGCCACCAACAUGAAGCUUGUCCAGAUCCCUCACUUCAAGGAGGUCAUCAUCAUGGCCACUAACUGCGACAGCUGUGGCCACCGGACCAAUGAGGUGAAGUCAGGUGGAGCCACGGAGGAGCUUGGCACUAGGAUCACCCUGCACAUCACCGACCCUUCAGACGUAACGCGAGAUGUACUCAAGUCAGAGACAUGUGCUGUCAUAAUCCCAGAGCUGGAGUUUGAGUUGGGGAUGGGAGCUCUGGGGGGAAAGUUCACCACUGUGGAGGGGCUGCUGAGCGACAUCAAAGACCUGAUCGUGGGCAAAAACCCCUUUGUCCACGGGGACAGCUGCAGCACAGAUCGGGUACAGAAGCUGAAAGAGUUUGGAGAGAAAUUGGACAAAAUUAUCGCAGGAGAACUGAAUGCCCACAUUAUCCUGGAUGACCCAGUGGGAAAUAGCUAUCUGCAGAAUGUGUACGCCCCAGAGGCAGAUCCUGAGAUGACUGUCGAGAAGUACACCCGCUCAUUUGAGCAGAAUGAAGAGCUCGGUCUGAAUGACAUGAGGACUGAAGGAUAUCAAGAGAAAAACUGAACAACUAGAUUAUUCUGAACAGACUUGAUGAGUCAGUAGUUUCUGUUUUGCCCUAAGACCUGUGUAAUAUUGCCUCAUAUUUCAAUACAUUUUAAGUUUAAGCACUGGGUGCAUGGUUGUUUCCAUAAGUCACUUGAUUUGUAUAGUAGUAAGAAAGAGAUGCUUCUGUUAUUGAAGUUCAGUUAUGCAUUCUUGUGACAUCCCAGAAGAUGGCGCUCUGUAGUAGCUGAAUAAAAGGAUUUUUUUAAGCCGGUGAACCACA